Phytophthora nicotianae INRA-310 is the source of this 4457-nucleotide messenger RNA. RefSeq lists its product as hypothetical. Gene Ontology annotation, biological process: tRNA methylation. Bases 1 to 3288 code for a protein of 1095 amino acids. Gene Ontology annotation, molecular function: tRNA (guanine) methyltransferase activity; RNA binding. The transcript is spliced from 4 exons. The record is from RefSeq and is a predicted model, not a curated record. Lineage: Eukaryota; Oomycota; Peronosporomycetes; Peronosporales; Peronosporaceae.
AUGGCGGAAGUAUCAACUUACUUGCUGCUGGUGCUGCGUGGACUGGAGUUCCUGGUAGAGGAAGAGAUCCGGUCUAAACUGCAGGUGGAGAGUCUGGAGAUAUGCAGCGUGCAGGAGAACCCUUCACCGCCCUACAUGCAGGUGAUGCAGGGCCAAGCGGCAGUAGGUAGGAUCAUCCUGCAGACAAAGUCGUCGGCUGCGGAAGUACAGGAGUUGCGGUCGGUACAGGCGACGCUAGCGUUGUUGGCUAAGAGUGGCGAGAUCGACACAGAGAGCGACGCUGGUGUGAAGCAGAUUGGGCAAUUGGUGCAGAAUGCUGAUUGGGACUCGGCUGUGAAGCUGUGGAAACAGCACUCUGUGCGUCCGGUGGAGGACAGUGAGAUCAAAUUCCGAGGAUCGUGUGUGCGUGAUGGUAAACACAAGUAUAACUCGCAAGUUAUAGCUGGGGAAGUUGGUGCUCGAGUGGUGGAAAAGUUCGGCUGGGCUGUGAACCUGACGGAGUUCGACUUGGAGGUGGUGGUGAUCAUCUUCUACAAGUUCAUGGUUGCUGGUAUUGCACUGGCAGAUCCACGCAAGAUCCAGUUCCGCAACCGAUUGGCAAACGAGAGUCGCAGUGCAUUAGCCGAUAGCGACUACAUUUCGACGCUGCGUCCAAGCACUGCUUACCUUAUGCUGCAGCUCGCGCAACACAAAUAUGGCGACGUGGUGCUGGAUUCGAUGUGUGGAAUUGGCACUCUCCCGAUUUGUUCGGCUGAUUUCACGAAUGACGGCGUGUAUGCUCUUGGUGGCGAGCUGGAUGAGUUACCAUCCGGAAAGGCAGGUCAGAACGCGGUUACUAGGCCACGCCCCGUGGACAUUGCGCGCUGGGACAGUACGCGGUUGCCCCUACGCAGUCACAGUGUCGAUCGAGUCAUGAUCGACAUGCCGUUUGGUGUUCGCUGUGGCAACCAGCGUCAAAACAACAAGAUGUAUCCAAAGGUCUUCAAAGAGUUGCUCCGUGUUCUACGUCCCGAUGGUCGAGCAGUGCUGUUGGUGAUGUCCAAGAAGCUUUUCAAGGGAGUCGUCAAGGAUCUACCCGUCCGAGUCGUAGCUGAGCAUAUGGUGAGCAUCGGCGGUCUGGGCGGCGGUAUCUACGUUAUCGAGCCUGCUACGGCCGCUCCUUCUCAGCCUACAGAGAACUCCAUGUCGACCAUGGUAGGCAAAGGCCGCGGCAAGCGGCUGACAGAUAGCGAGCGUAUGGAGAUCAUCGCGCGUCUAGAGGACCCUUCUAGCCAAUUAUCAAAAGCAGAAUGUGCUCGUCAACAUGGCGUGACGCCCGCAGCCAUCAGUAAGCUCAUGAAGGUCAGUCAAUCGGUCAAAAAGCGCUACUCGGAUGCCGGUGCGGAUUCCGGUGGAUUCCGCGACAAGCGCCAGCGCGGCGGCUUCUCCAAGAAUGUCCCAUUCGAGGACGAACUGUUUCGGUGGAUCUGUAGCGUCCGAGCGCGCAAGGUGCCGCUGCUGGUGUCCCACGUACAGUCGAAGGCUAAAAUAUUGGCCACGAGACACAAGAUGAAGGAGGACUUUAAAGCUUCCAAUGGAUGGUACUACCGCUUCUGCAACCGGUAUGGGCUUACGCCAGCCUCGCUACAUGCUGGAAACUCUACGUCAUCAGGCGUCGAGACGCAGCAGAGUUCGACGGGGGACAUGAAGAAGGAGGGAGCCGAGACGACUCAUGAGUGGACCAAUCUGAGGGACAAGAUUAAGCAGUUUGGACCUGAGUUCGUGUACACGUUGAGUGAAGCCCGGCUAUUCUAUCAGAUGUUGCCUAGAGCUCUGGAUGUGAUGCCGGAGCAUACCGGGACGGGUCAAGAGACGGCAGGGAUGAUAGCGAACGCUGUGGAGAGGAACGGUGCAUCGGGGAAAGCUGCUCGUGUACUGGUAUUGAUGUGUGUGAAUGCAACGGGUACACACAAAAUCCCGUUGCUGAUUGUAGGGAAGGAGAAAGCGCCUGCGUGUCUAGCUGCGAUACAUCCGCAGCUUCUUCGAGGAGAUAUCAACAGCAGUGUUGGGAUAAGCGCGUCCUACUACAGCCAGCGCGAUAUUUGGUGCAGUGACCGCACGUUCAAGCAUUGGUGUGAACGCGUUUUCUUGCCAGCUGUCCGUCAACGCACUACACAACCCGUGCUACUGAUAACGGAGAAUCCUGGAGGUCGUCUUGCUGCAUUCCAGCAAGAAAACGUCUCCACAAUAUUUCUACCAUUACGUACGAACAGUGGGGGUGGCGAUAUAAAUCUUUCGACCCAGCAACACUCUCUCCCUGCUAACGGGAACACAUUCCAGCCUCCUCAUGCUGCUGUCAUCCGCGAUCUCAAGCACCGCUACAAGAUUGGUCUUUUCCAGGAGCGCUUGAACUUCAUUGAGACGCCAGACGACGAGAAGUAUCGACUGAUUCAACGUGCAGCUAAGAAGCCAUUGGGUACUGCAGGUGUAGCGCUCGGACGCGUCCCGAACUUGAUUGACGCCAUGAGUCUACUGGAUGAAGCGUGGGCGGCCAUCCCGCCAUCUCUUAUACGACAUGGCUGGAUCAAAGCCAACUUGGGGAAUAAUUCCAUUCUUUCACCUGAAUCGAUGAUCCGAGAGCAGAAUGAUGACGCCGUGGUGAUGGAAUGUUGCUCCAUGCUGCGCAAUUUGAACCUUGUCGACGAUAUGAACAAACUGGCCAAAGAUAUCCGACUUUGGCUUUGCGUCGAUGAUGAUUCUAGUGAACAAAUGCAACAGGAGCUGCUGUAUGAUCUCCAGCAAUUACUACAAGAAGAAGAACAGCAGCAACAACAAGGAAGGGACCAAAACCUCCAUCAACCAGCUUCACAGAUGGCGUUUCAGCAGAACUCAACAGCCUUCAUGGAUGCUGGUCUAUCUACCAGUUUCGAUCCGAGUCAAACGGGGUCGUAUGUGUAUCGUACUGCUGAUGGUCGAGCGGCGUCAGCACCGACGAUGGAUCCGAAUGUGGUACAAGAAGAGAAGCGCAAAGCCAUCGUGUUGGCGCUGCAUACACUUGCUGGAGCUGAGGAAACGCUAGAUAACGCUGAUGUGGCAGAGUAUUUUGGCGAUGAAGCAGCUGGCCAGGCGAUGGAAAGCAUCUCACGAGCACUACGACGAUUGCGUCGUAUUCAACGUGGUAAACAGUCCGCUCUUGUCGCUGCUGCAGUGAACGCUGCAGCCAAUGGGGAUGCAAACGACAGCACUGGUGGUGCCUUGAGCACUCAUGAAUACUUCUACGGCAAUGGCGCUCUAGGCAGGAACGUGUAAAGCCAAGAAAAUGUGAGUGCAGCCGAGCAAUGUACGUAAGUAUUUGAUUUGUCACAAAAUGGAGCAAUGACGAGCUUCGUCGUGCUCAUUGGAUGCUACCACAUGUUGAUCUGUUGUUACUUCCCCUGACUGCCACGAGUGGCGACGUCCAGUGACGAGGAACUUGGACUUUGGAGAAGGUGUUUUCGGAGUUUCUAGUGGAUUUGAUUUCCGUCGAAACGUUGACUCAAGUGGGCUUCGUGAACCCCCCGUUGGCGUCACGCUCUUGUUCAAGCGCUUUCCAGCUUCUUUGAACUCUUGCUUAAACCGUGGCGGCAGAGUGGGCUUGAUCUCCAGAGCCCAACGCCAGUAUCGCUCUUCUUCCUUGCCUGAGUGGGGCAAGAUAAGCCGGAUAUCCGUCAUGCACACUGGACAUGCGCUACAAGAUCGUGGCAAAAACAAGAAAGUUACAAAUCUGAAGCACGACGAAUACUAUCGCGACCAGCUUACCACCAGUCCAUUGAUGACGAGUAAUCUGUGGAAAUGUUGCCUGAUUUAAUGCAGCCGUCGCACACGCACAUGUGCUGACAAGGGAAAAAGACUGAGGUGGGUCUUGUGUUGACGCAGUACACACAAAGGGUACCCGUCGGAUAUGAGCCGUCAGGGCGGCGUGUGAAUGGCUGUAGCUGACGAAAAUCUCUCACGAGGUCCAAGUAGUUCUUGGUAAGCUCCGUAGUAUUGGACUUCUGCACGACUGCUGACUGUGAACGUUGGCGAGGUGCAGGCUUUUGCUGUUGUACUUUGGCUCCAGCGUCAUUGAUUUCCAUAGGGGAAUCUGUGGGAAUCGCAGAGCUGAGAUUGUCUGGAUUUGGUUGUUCCGUGGAAAUUUGGCCUUGGAAAGCGGCUUGGAGAUAUUUUUUCGAUUCGAGUUCCGCUACGCUUACGGUAUUUUCUUCUACUGAGGCGUGGUCUCCCCCUUCUCCUUCGGAUGCGGUGGGGAUGACAGAGGCAGAGGUGAUGCCACGAACCAUUUGCGCCAGUCAGUGUACUGCUAUUAACGAGCAAUGCAAAGUGCUUAUUGUGAUCUUACUUCCUAGACAAGAACGACUGCAUUGCUGGACUAGGAAUAGUACUAGUCAAACUGUAUGCUAAUUGGCGAAUGCAAAAGCCACUUCAACUUGCAUCCGACU